Molecule: messenger RNA, 2217 nt
Organism: Bursaphelenchus okinawaensis
Lineage: Eukaryota; Metazoa; Nematoda; Chromadorea; Rhabditida; Aphelenchoididae
Source: the annotation of a GenBank genome assembly
AUGUCUCAACGCCGUUGCUAUCCGAUUCCGCGUCCACUGACCCAUUUCGACGCAUCUCGACCGACCAAUUCGAACGAUGUGCGACGGUUUCUGGAGGCGGACAAGGAGUUGCUCAGAAUCAAGAAUGUCUCACCUUGUACCAAUUACUUCCGCGUAGGUUUUUGGAAUUUAAAAAUAAUUUUUAAACUUGAACCAUUUUACUUUUUGUAAAAGAAGUUCUUGCCGUUUUAAGUUUUGUAAAGAAAGUUCUUGCCAUUUUACUUUUUGUAAAAGAAGUUCUUGCCGUUUUAUAGUUUGUAAAGAAAGUUAUUGCCAUUUUAUGUUUUGUAAAGAAAGUUCUUGCCAUUUUAUGUUUUGUAAAAAAAGUUCUUGCCAUUUUAUGUUUUGUAAAGAAAUUUCUUGCUAAUUGAAAUUUCAGCGUUUCAUGAAAGACCUCCAACUUCGCGUAGUCGAAGCUCCCGACUUUCUGGACGAGCGAGGUGGCGAAGAGAGGCCAGAACAAUUGGAGAAGCUCCCGAGUGUCAUCAAGAGCUCGAGAAGCGGCGAUUCCGAGUAUCGUGAGGUGCCCACCUGUAGCCGACGUCAUGACAUGAGUAGCUCCGAGACCGACGUCGAGAGUGGCGAAUCAACUCCGUUGAAGCUUAUUCAUCCGGAGUUAGAGAUGGCACUUAAUGAGGUAGGGUUGAUUUUUUAUAUUUUUUGGGGGGGGGGGGGGGGAGGUCUAAUUUUUUUUUAACUUUAGGCGUUUAAAAAAAUUUUUUUUAUAUUGUGUUGUUCAAAUAAUUCUGCGCCUCUUUCAAAGAAAAUUUUUGGGAUUAUGAGGCACAGAAUUACUUGAACCAUCUUCUAAUAGGUAUUUUAAAAUUUUUUUUGAAAUUUAAAAAAUACUUUAAGGGCUCAAAAAUCAAUUUGUCGCAACUUAUGGGAAGAUCGUGUCGUGCCCGUAGAGCUCAGCCGGGUUCGAACAAGUCCUCAAAGGAAAGCGACGAAUAUCAAAGUAAGCCUCUACAGUUCGGUGGGUUAUUUUGCUCUAGGGGGUGUUUUAAAAUUGAUGUUUUAUCACUGUUUAUAGUUUUUUGGCGCUAGGGCAAAUGUGGAUCUUAAACAUUUGCGGUUUUUUUUAAAGGUUUUUUUUAUUUUUUGAUUAAUUUAGUUGUAGUAUGGUACAUAAAGCUACUAAAGGGUCAAAUUGGUACUGUUUAAAUAUUUUUUGGUACUAAAUGGUACUAAAAGUCUAUAAUGGUACUGUUUUUAUAUUUUUUGGUACUAAAAGUGCGAAUUGGUACAAUUUUAACAUUUUCCGCACUUUAGUACCAUUUAGCACCGAAAACUACAAAAAUAGUACCAUUUUGGACUUUUAAUACCAUUUAGUACCAAAAAAUCCAAAACCGUACUAAUUUAAAUUGUAGUACCAUUUAACACUAAAAAAUACAAAAACAGUACCAUUUUGGACUUUUAAAGUACCAAAAACUAUAAAAACUGUACCAUUUUGGACUUUUAGUAUCCUUUAAUAGCAUUUUUUUUAAAUGUACAUGUUUUAUAUUAGGUUGUUAGAAUAAUUCUGUGUCCUCUCUCAAAGAAAAUUUUUGGGACUAGAGGCACAGAAUUAUGUGAAAAACUUAAUAUCUUACUUUAUGGUACCCUACUAUACCCUACCCUGGCUUAGCUGUACCUCUGCUCUAAAUUGCUCUGUCUUACCCUACUUUGCUCUACCCUACCCUAAUUUACACUAUCCUACCAUACCCUACUCUAUCCUACCUGUCAUUACCUACGUAGCCUUACCCUAUCUUUCCUUACUCUAUUUUACUUUACUCUAUCUUGUCUUAUUCUAUAUUACCCUACCGUACCUUAUCUUACUCUACCCUACUUUUCCUUACCCUAUCCUAUCUUACCAUGCCUUAUCCUACCUUACCCUACCUUAUCCUACCCUACCUUACCCUACCCUACCAUACCCUAACUUACCCUACCUACAUAGCAUUUUUUUUUCAGAACAAAAAAGCCUCGAAGAAGCCGAGUAAGACGAGCCAAGCUCGCAACACCACCCUGGACUUGUUGUCGAAGAAGGGCGUCCGGGUUGUCAAUUCGACCGACUUUACAGCCAAACGCGAACGAAUCGUUGAGACUUGUCCCAAACACAAGAAAACCCACGCCUACGAGAUUCUACGCAAGAAGCACGCCAUCGAGGUGUACGAGGUCAAAGCUGUGGAUUCGGAAUAA